GGGGACUGGCUGGCAUUUCCUGCAGAAGUUGUGUUCCCAUCUGCUCGCCCAGGCUCCACCAUGCCGACCGCCUACCCUGAAUUUGAUCUAGAGGACUUUGUGUAUGACGAGUCUGCUGAGGCCUGCUAUGUGGGCGACAUCGUGGCAUUCGGGACCAUCUUCCUGUCCAUCUUCUACUCCCUCGUCUUCGCCUUUGGUCUGGUGGGGAAUCUGCUGGUGGUGCUGGCCCUCACCAACAGCCGGAAGCCCAAGAGCGUCACCGACAUCUACCUCCUGAACCUGGCCUUGAGCGACCUGCUCUUCGUGGCUACCUUGCCUUUCUGGACCCACUACAUCGUCAGUGAGGAAGGGCUCCACAACGCCGUGUGCAAGCUCACCACCGCCUUCUUCUUCAUCGGCUUCUUUGGGGGCAUAUUCUUCAUUACUGUCAUCAGCGUCGAUAGGUACCUGGCCAUUGUCCUGGCCGCCAACUCCAUGAACAGCCGAACGGUGCAGCAUGGUGUCACCAUCAGCCUGGGCGUCUGGGCGGCAGCCAUCCUGGUGGCGGCACCCCAGUUCAUGUUCACAAAGAGAAAGGAGAAAGAAUGUCUGGGUGACUACCCCCAAGUCCUGCAGGAGAUCUGGCCCGUGCUCCGCAACUCGGAAGCCAACAUCCUGGGCUUCCUGCUGCCGCUGCUCAUCAUGAGCUUUUGCUACUUCCGAAUCAUCCAGACGCUGUUCUCCUGCAAGAAUCACAAGAAGGCCAGAGCCAUCAAGCUCAUCCUCCUGGUGGUGGUGGUCUUCUUCCUCUUCUGGACACCAUACAACAUCGUGAUUUUCAUGGAGACCCUCAAGUUCUACAACUUCUUCCCUAGUUGUGACACAAAAAGGGACCUGAGGCUGGCUCUCAGUGUGACAGAGACAGUGGCCUUCAGUCACUGCUGCCUCAACCCCUUCAUCUACGCCUUUGCUGGGGAAAAGUUCAGGAGAUACCUUGGACACCUAUACAGGAAGUGCCUGGCUGUAAUGUGCGGCCGUUCCGUCCAUGUCGACUUCACGCCGGAAUCUCAGAGAAGCAGGCAGGACAGCAUCCUGAGCAGCUUUACUCACUACACCAGUGACGGGGAGGGAUCGAUCCUGCUCUGAAAGGCUUUUCUCCGCCACCCUGCCUCCGCCAAGAACCCAGAGUUCUCCACUCUGGCUCAGCGUAACUGAAAACAGACUUACUUUUCCUGCUACGUCUUGUGUGCGAGAAAUAUGGACAAGACGCCUACAAAGCAACCCUGCCGUGUUUUUGAAGAUUCUGUGUUCGAUUCGUGAAAGGCGCACACAUCUCUUACUGUAAAAGCUGACAAGUGACAAAGCUUCUAACCCGAUUAGCAUAAUUACAAAGGGAUUGGUGAGGGUUAUUCUCAUAGUCAGGCAGGCAAGGGGCGAUUAAAUCUCAGAAUGAGUGGAAACCUAGGAUCGAAUCCAGCUAGAACAUCCCCUCUCUGCCCUUGAGAUCUCUGAGUAGUGCCAGGUCAUCCAGGCCCACAUUCCAUGGCUCUAUCAUCAGAGAAGGGACCUGCUCUCUGUGAUUCCAAGGUCAACUUUCCCAAGUUGUGUCACGUGGCCAUCCCUUGAUUAGGUGGUGGCUCUGAAGUAGAUUGAUCUGAGAUAUUGUUGGGACCUCAAAGCUAGCGGCUGAGGGAGACGCGCUCUCAGAAGUUGGAGGUGGGGAACUACCGUGGCAAGACAGGAAUGUCUCAUCUGCCUUACCGUACUUACCUCGCUGACUCAGGCUCUCCCCCCAGCAACCAACACGUGUCUACUGCCAGAUUCCUCAUUAAGCCUGUCUUUAGGAUGUCCUGAAAACUUCAAGGGCCCCCACUGUUCACCACAUAAAAUGAAAACUCAAGGGCCUGGCCUCUGAGAGACGGUAGAUCAGAUGCAGUUCUAAAAAUAGGCUCCAUGUUGCCUCGUCCUUCCCACAGCAACCGACCCACGCUGCUGCAGUCUCCCACACCCCUCCCCUUCUCUCAGCCCCCACCCCCCCCCAGGUGGGCAGACAGAAAGAAUCUCACUCUAGAGUGAAGGGAUGAAUUCAUACCCCAACUCUGUCACUUACACACUGAGGAGACCGGAGGCAACCGAGCUUCAGCACCCUCCUCUACAGAAAGGGCACAGGGUACCCUCAUCCUUUCUAGCGUGGCAUAUCAGCCAGGAAUUUAGCUUUCCCAGUGUCCUGCCUCUGAGUGACAGUGCAGGUGGAGUGGGCCUGCAGGACAGCCAGGCGACAGGAGACUCAUUGCUACAGAGAUGGUCAACAACACCUAUGUCUAUUGAUCCAUGUCCAACUCUGGGCUGUCAAUCAAGACCCAGGCUAAGAGAGCAGCUUGCUUUCUGUUCCCCCCCCCAAGCAUCAUGUGACCUAGCCACAGGGGAUCCUUCAUGCCUGCAUGACUGGGGCUCAUUUAGAGUCUGACUUUGAGAAUUCUGGGACAGUGUAGUUCUAUAACUUGCUCUAAAAAAAAAAAAAAAAAAAAAAAACACUGGAUUAGGGCUGGAGAGAUGGCUCAGCCGUUAAAGGCUAGGCUCACAACCAAAAAAAAAAAAAAAAAAAACCACUGGGUUCCAAAUUACUCUCUGUUCCUGUGUAGCAAUGACCAUUUUAGAAGUCUCUCCCAGAUGGUGGCCUCAUUGAGGAAGUUGGGACAUGUGGCUCAUUGCAAUGUGUCUGAUAUCCCCUUGGCAGUCUGCAUGUUUGUUUCAAGGAUAACAGCCUGAGUCAUGUCCCUCACAGGCAUGUCCAGCAUUUUGACAUUGCAACAUGAUGUUGUCUUCUACAAAGGUCACAACUGAGAACCUCAAAAUUGAGUUACCAAAGUAGAGGGACUAGGAAGACAACUCAGUGAACUCAGUGGUUAGGAGCACUGGUAGCCCUUCCAGAGGGCUGGGGUUCAGUUCCCAGCACCCACAUGGUGUCUAAUAAUGGUCUGUAACUCCAGUUCCAGGUGAUCCAAUGCCCUCUUCUGAGAGGCUUCAGGGAGCACCAGGCAUGCACACGGUGAACAGACAUACAUGUACAUAAAACAAGUAAACAACAAAAAACUUUUGAUUUUUCAAGACAGGCUCUCUCUAUGUGACUCUGGCUAUUCUGAAACUUUCUAGGUAACCAGGCUGGCCUAGAACUCACAGAGAUCCACCUGCCUCUACCAACCAAGGGCUGGGAUUAAAGGUGUAUGCCACCAUGCCAGGCUUAGUAAAUAAUAUUUUUAAUUUCAAAAAUACGUUUUGAAUGAUUUGGUGUUUCUCCAUAUUCACCCCUGUCCUGGGUCACACCUACAUUAUGUCUCUUUUACUUGUAAUUCUGUACAUUUGGUUUCCUGCCUAUUUUUAGCAAAUACAAAUCUCACAGCACUUUAAUCUGUGGAG
Phodopus roborovskii (desert hamster) is the source of this 3396-nucleotide messenger RNA. RefSeq names its product C-X3-C motif chemokine receptor 1 (gene Cx3cr1). The transcript has 2 exons. Gene Ontology annotation, molecular function: C-X3-C chemokine receptor activity. Lineage: Eukaryota; Metazoa; Chordata; Mammalia; Rodentia; Cricetidae. The record is from RefSeq and is a predicted model, not a curated record. Gene Ontology annotation, cellular component: membrane. The coding region runs from base 61 to 1125 and encodes 354 amino acids. Gene Ontology annotation, biological process: chemotaxis; G protein-coupled receptor signaling pathway; immune response.